AUGGGUAUAGGUUACAACCUUAGGAAGAAUAAUGAAAUUUUUACAGAUUUCUAUGACAAAUAUGCUCAAACAACUGAUACCCAUAUUGGUAAAAAUCAAGUGUCAAGAACAUUAAAUGCAUUAGGCCUAAAAUCCAUAAUGAAGAAGGACUGUUGUGGUCAAACUGAUACAUCUACACAUAGUCUCUGGGAUAUUGCUAAAUGGAAGAAUGAACAAUCAACCCCACUUCAGGCUCAAUUAUAA
This is a messenger RNA of Entrophospora sp. SA101, 243 nucleotides long. NCBI's taxonomy places the organism in Eukaryota, Fungi, Glomeromycota, Glomeromycetes, Entrophosporales, Entrophosporaceae. The record is from the annotation of a GenBank genome assembly.